Molecule: messenger RNA, 615 nt
Organism: Setaria italica (foxtail millet)
Lineage: Eukaryota; Viridiplantae; Streptophyta; Magnoliopsida; Poales; Poaceae
Product: dirigent protein 1
Exons: 1
Coding region: 1-615 (204 amino acids)
Source: RefSeq, a predicted model, not a curated record
AUGAUGCCUUCCCUCCCAUCCGUCUUCCUCAGCGCCGCCUUCCUCCUCGCCGCCGCGGCCUACAUCCGCAGCUCCGGCACGGUUGGCAGCAGCACCGCCACCUCCACCACGCACCUCCACUUCUUCAUGCACGACGACUACACCGGCCCGCGACCCACCGCCGCGCGGAUCGUCUCCGGCAGGUCCCUCCUACCCACGUUGGCGUCGUCCAGCGACGGCGACGACAACGCCACAGCCACCGGGAGCACGCUGUCACGGCUGCUCUCGUCGCCGCGGCAGUUCGGCGACGUGGUGGUGCUGAACAACGCGCUGACGGAGGGUCCCGGCGGCGACAGCGCCCGCGUCGGCACAGCGCAGGGGUUCGCCGUGCGCGUGUCGGAGGGCGGCAUCGUAUCGCACCUGACCAUGCACAUGGUCCUCGACGCCGGCGAGCACCGGGGCAGCUCCGUGACGGCGAACGGCCGCAUCGACAUGGACGCGACGGUGCGGGAGUCGGUGGUCAUCGGCGGCACGGGGAAGUUUCGGUUCGCGCGCGGGUACAUGCUCACCCGGAACUACGACUACGACCUCGCCCGCGGCGGCAUCGUCGAGAUCGACGUCUACGUGCAGCACUAG